AUGACUCGUUUUGGUCGAGCGACCAAAUGCCUGAUAGAUACAGCAGUCACUUUGCUGCUGUUGUGCUGUGCUCACAGACCCCACCGUCAGAGUUCAGUUCAGAACGUGAAAAAGACCGACUCGUUCCAGGAGUGGCCAGAUUCCUACGCGAAGCACAUCUACAGCUCCGAGGACAAGAACGCGCAGCGGCACCUGAGCAGCUGGGCCAUGCGCAACACGAACAACCACAACUCCCGCAUCCUCAAGAAGUCCUGCCUGGGCGUGGUGGUGUGCGGCCACGACUGCUCUGUAGAGGAGGGGCGCAAGAUCUACCUGCGACCUGCCAUCUGCGACAAAGCCCGGCAGAAGCAGCAGCGGAAACGCUGUCCCCACUGCGAUGGACCUCUGAAGCUAAUUCCUUGCCGAGGCCACGGGGGGUUCCCAGUCACCAACUUCUGGAGGCACGACGGACGCUUUAUAUUUUUCCAGUCAAAGGGAGAACAUGAUCAUCCAAAACCAGAAACCAAGCUGGAAGCUGAGGCCAGAAGAGCCAUGAAGAAAGCUCACACGGCGUCUUCCUCCGUCUCCCUGCACCUGAAGGGGAGCCCAGGGACAAAGUCUCUUCCAGGUGAGACACAAAGCCAAGGGAGUUUACCUUUAACUUGGUCUUUCCAGGAAGGCGUCCAAUUACCUGGUAGUUACAGUGGACAUUUAAUAGCUAACGCUCCCCAGCAGAAGUCCCUAAAUGACAGCCUAUCCCUCUCCAAGAGUUAUGGUUCAGGAGGAACCACCGAUCUGGCCGACCAGACUUCUACCUUGGACCCCGCUAAGCUCUAUGAAAAAUGCAAAUCGCCCACUAGCAGGACCUACAGCGGUGGAGACCUGCUUCAGCCUUCUGCCUCCGGAGUCUACGCGGAUUACAACGAUCUGCAAACCUGGAAUAAAAAUGCUGCUUUGGGGAAAAAUUCUCUUAGUGAAAACUGCUAUCCCAAUUACCCUUUUCCUCUGACCAGCUGGGCUUGCAACUUCUCUCCUUCCCAGAACUCUUCAGAACCUUUUUUCCAGCAGAUUCCAUUGGAACCACCUGCAACCAAAACUGGCUGUCACCCAUUGUGGCCAAAUCCAGGAGGUAAUCUUUAUGAAGAGAAGGUACAUGUGGAUUUUAACAGCUACCUGCAGUCCCCCACAUACCACUCGCCUCAGGAAGACCCCUUUCUCCUCACCUACAGCUCCCAUCCUCACCAGCAGUAUUCCCUGCCAGGCAAGAGCAGCAAAUGGGAUUUUGAUGAAGACGUGACGUACAUGGGUUUGGAUCACUGCAACAAUGAAAUGCUUCUGAACCUCUGUCCCUUAAGAUGA
Molecule: messenger RNA, 1338 nt
Organism: Propithecus coquereli (Coquerel's sifaka)
Lineage: Eukaryota; Metazoa; Chordata; Mammalia; Primates; Indriidae
Gene: GCM1
Product: glial cells missing homolog 1 (Drosophila)
Exons: 5
Coding region: 1-1338 (445 amino acids)
Biological process (GO): cell differentiation involved in embryonic placenta development; gliogenesis; regulation of transcription by RNA polymerase II
Cellular component (GO): nucleus
Molecular function (GO): DNA-binding transcription activator activity, RNA polymerase II-specific; RNA polymerase II cis-regulatory region sequence-specific DNA binding
Source: RefSeq, a predicted model, not a curated record